AUGGUGACUGGCUGCAACAUUGCGAACAUGUGCACGACGAAGCAAGCAAUUCAUCUUCGACCGGUGAUGGCGGCUGCGACGCUUUCAGUGACACUCGCUGGUGCAUCGCAAUAUCUUGUGCCUUCGGCACCAGUUCGUCUGCGAGCACUACCAGAAUUCAGCCGGUGUACGAAAUCCUUCAUCAUAAUUCCAGACGACGCACAGUACAAUUGGUCCGUGCGCGGUGCCUAUGUCACGUCUGACGAUAGCUAUCGCAUACCAUCCUUCAAAUAUAAGGCUGGUGAUUCUGUUCAAAUAGGAGUGGAAGUAUACUACAGAGACGUGGCUAGCAAGCAACAUCUUCGAGCAACAGCACGUGAAACGCUCACGUACGUUGCGGAGGAUCUAGUGGUGAUCGUUGAUGCGGUAUGGCGUUCGGUUGCGAGCGACUCGCCUGUUGCCAUCGACGCUUCACAAUCGAAGAAUCCGAAUGAUCGUGAUGGUGUCGUAACUCAUGACUGGGAAUGCAUGAACCUCACAUCUGGUGUUGAGUAC
Ostertagia ostertagi is the source of this 534-nucleotide messenger RNA. Lineage: Eukaryota; Metazoa; Nematoda; Chromadorea; Rhabditida; Trichostrongylidae. The record is from the annotation of a GenBank genome assembly.